CACAGCUGUCCUGGCACACAAAGAAGCCAGGCCUGCAGACUCGGGGGCUCUGGGCUGUUCCUGAGGCCUCUGGAGGCCCGCCCCGUGGAUCCAGUGCGCUGCGAGUGACCUUCCCCUUCCCGACCCCCGAACGUGCCUGUAGUCCGCAGGCCUCAGCGGGUGUUGCUGCCUCUGCUCAGUAGGGUCUAGUGAUCAGGAAGAAAAGCAACUAGGAACAAUGAGGUUCCAUUUCUUCCUGUUCAUUGUUCACCUUUUAGCCUUGGGCUCUGGUAAAGCUAUAUUCAAGAAUGGUGUUUCUCAGAGAACAUUUCAAGAAAUAAAAGAAGAAAUAGCCAACUAUGAAGAUGUUGCUAAAGCAAUUAUCAACCUUGCUGUUUAUGGUAAAUACCAGAACCGGUCCUAUGAGCGUUUGGGACUUCUAGUUGAUGCUGUUGGACCCAGACUGAGUGGCUCUAAGAACCUAGAGAAAGCUAUCCAAAUCAUGUACCAAAACCUGCAGCAAGAUGGGCUAGAAAAUGUCCACCUGGAGAAGGUCAGAAUACCCCACUGGGAGAGGGGAGAAGAAUCUGCAGUGAUGCUGGUGCCUCGAAUUCACAAGAUGGCUAUUCUAGGUCUUGGCAGCAGCAUUGGGACUCCCCCAGGAGGCAUCACAGCAGAAGUGCUGGUGGUGACCUCUUUUGAUGAACUUCAAAGAAGGGCAUCAGAGGCAAGAGGGAAGAUCAUUGUUUAUAACCAGCCUUACACUGGCUAUGGGGAGACGGUGCAGUACCGGGUACAGGGAGCUGUGGAAGCUGCUAAGGUGGGGGCUGUGGCAUCCCUCAUCCGAUCAAUAGCUUCCUUUUCCAUCUACAGUCCUCACACAGGUGCUCAGGAAUAUCAAGAUGGUGUGCCCAAGAUUCCAACAGCCUGUAUCACAGUAGAAGAUGCAGAAAUGAUGUCUCGAAUGGCUUCUCGUGGGAACAAAAUUGUCAUUCAUCUGGAAAUGGGAGCACAGACCUAUCCAGAUACUGAUUCCUUCAAUACUGUUGCAGAGAUCACGGGGAGCAUGUAUCCAGAGGAAGUUGUCCUGGUCAGUGGACAUUUGGACAGCUGGGAUGUUGGGCAGGGUGCCCUGGAUGAUGGUGGUGGAGCCUUCAUAUCAUGGGAAGCACUCUCACUUGUUAAAGAUCUUGGGCUGCGUCCAAAGAGGACUCUGCGCCUGGUGCUCUGGACUGCAGAAGAACAAGGAGGAAUUGGUGCCUCCCAGUAUUAUGAGCUACAUAAGGCAAAUGUUUCCAAGUACAGUUUGGUGAUGGAGGCUGACUCAGGAACCUUCUUACCCACUGGACUGCAGUUCACUGGCAGUGACAAGGCCAGGGCCAUCAUGAAGGAAGUCAUGAAUCUUCUGCAACCCCUCAAUGUCACCAAGGUCUUUAGGAAUGGAGAAGGAACUGAUAUUAACUUCUGGAUCCAAGCUGGAGUGCCUGGAGCCAGUCUGCGUGAUGACUUGUACAAGUAUUUCUUCUUCCAUCAUUCCCACGGAGACACCAUGACUGUCAUGGAUCCAAAGCAGAUGAAUGUUGCUGCUGCUGUGUGGGCUGUUGUUGCUUAUGUUGUUGCAGACAUGGAAGAAAUGCUGCCCAGGUCCUAAGGAGAACAAGAAGAGAGGACCUUGUUCUCUGUAGUUGGGAAUCCCAACUCUGAACCUUCACAACAUCCAUCUUCACAAAGCACUGUUAUACACUUAAUCCACAGGGCAUAGUUUUCUUUAUACCUUCUGUUAACCAUCUUUCCUUAAUACUUUCUUACCUGUUUCUAGAAUAAAUAAUGAUCCCUACUGCACCACCUUGAAAAUGUUGUUUCCAGUUUAAAAAUAAGCAAUAAAUAUUUAAAAUGCUUCUGAUUUUUCAUUUUCAUUUAUAAACAUUAAAUUAAAUGUAAUGAGA
This is a messenger RNA of Mus pahari (shrew mouse), 1925 nucleotides long. It is a transcript of the gene Cpq, whose product is annotated as carboxypeptidase Q. The transcript is spliced from 8 exons. Gene Ontology annotation, biological process: peptide catabolic process; proteolysis; thyroid hormone generation. The record is from RefSeq and is a predicted model, not a curated record. Lineage: Eukaryota; Metazoa; Chordata; Mammalia; Rodentia; Muridae. Gene Ontology annotation, molecular function: metallodipeptidase activity. Bases 218 to 1630 code for a protein of 470 amino acids.